This is a messenger RNA of Mugil cephalus (flathead mullet), 3556 nucleotides long. It is a transcript of the gene snx9b, whose product is annotated as sorting nexin 9b. Bases 304 to 2157 code for a protein of 617 amino acids. The transcript is spliced from 19 exons. Gene Ontology annotation, molecular function: phosphatidylinositol binding; protein binding. The record is from RefSeq and is a predicted model, not a curated record. NCBI's taxonomy places the organism in Eukaryota, Metazoa, Chordata, Actinopteri, Mugiliformes, Mugilidae. Gene Ontology annotation, biological process: mitotic cytokinesis; endocytosis; cleavage furrow formation. Gene Ontology annotation, cellular component: plasma membrane; cytoplasmic vesicle.
GCUGUGCCUACAGGUCACUCCCUCCUCCGUACUGUCAGCAGCUCCCUACGCUGUUCAAACUUGGCAGUCGCGUUCAACAAGUCGAGGCUCCUGCCGUCGUUUGCCAUAUGUUUGAGUUUUUAAACCGAAAACAGCUUUUAGUAAUGUGUUGAAGUCUGCGUCGCGGUCGCUUUCCAGCGGGAGGAAUUACCGUGUUUUGUUCGAUUGAAGAGCGGCGGCAGGAGGAGGAAAUGUCCAGCUGAGGACUGGAAAUCCUGAGAACCACUGGGCCUGUUUUUGUAAUGAUUGAUCCAUGCCCUGAUAAUGGCGGUAACGGCACAGGUUUUGUACGACUUUACUGCUGAGCCCGGAAACAAUGAGUUGUCGGUGAAAGAAGGCGAGACCCUCACUAUCACCAAUAAGAAUAUUGGAGGUGGCUGGAUCGAAGCACAGAACUCUAGAGGGGAGGUCGGACUCGUGCCUGAAGACUAUAUCGAGUUCAGUAAGCACGGCUCUUCUUUCCAACCACCGGCAGCCCCAGCGCCUACUCACAGCGUCGGAAAUGUUGCACCUACGGACCUAGUCCUCUUUGAUGCAUAUGCACCUGCAUCAACACCGGCGCUGAACCAGGUGGAAGCUGGGGGCUUGAGUCCCCAGCCCGAAACCCCCAACACCCCAGUUACCCCCUACCUUUCAUCCCCCGACGAGGCCAGUAAUGGCAACGACCCCUGGUCGGCGUGGAACACGGACACUUCGGGGGGCACCAACAACAACUGGGCGGCCAAUCCCGAGGGCACCCAGACGGGGAAGGCUGCUGCCGACCCCUGGAGCGCGGUACCUCAGGGCCACCCUCAGGCUUACCAAGGCCCAGGGGCAGAUUACGAUGAGUGGGAUGACGAAUGGGAUGACGUGAAGUCCACCGGCGGUUAUGCUGAAUCCGAGGGCGGAGAAGGCGGAGGGAUACAAAGAGGCGGAGUUCACGCGUCCACAAUGAAAAUCUCCCUCAACAAGUUCCCUGGAUUCUCCAAGUCUGGUCCGGAGCUCUACCUCCUUUGCAAGCAGCUUGCUAAGGGCAAAGAGAAGCUACCGAUUUAUAUGGGCGAAGUCGGCCCAGUGUGGCUUUACCCAGAAUCCCAGCUAGACUGUGUGGUAGCUGAUCCCAAGAAAGGCUCGAAGAUGUACGGCCUCAAGAGCUACAUCGAGUACCAAAUCACGCCCAACACCACAAACCGACCAGUCAAUCACAGAUACAAGCACUUUGACUGGUUGUACGAGAGGCUCCUGGACAAAUUUGGGUCAGCCAUCCCUAUCCCUUCUUUACCCGACAAGCAGGUGACAGGACGGUUUGAGGAAGAGUUCAUCAAGAUGCGUAUGGAGCGGUUGCAGGGUUGGAUGACCAGGAUGUGCAGGCAUCCUGUCGUCUCCAACAGCGAGGUGUUUCAGCUUUUCCUCACCUACAAGGACGAGAAGGACUGGAAGAUGGGAAAGAGAAAAGCAGAGAAGGACGAGACAGUGGGAGUGAUGAUCUUCUCCACGAUAGAGCCUGAAGCUCCGGACAUGGAUCCUAUAGAAGUGGAACAGAAAUGCGAACAGUUCAGCAGGUUUACCAAAUCCAUGGAUGACGGGGUGAAGGAAAUCCUGACAGUGGGACAGGAGCACUGGAAGAGAUGCACAGGCCCUCUGCCAAAGGAGUACCAGAGAAUUGGCAAAGCCUUCCAAAACCUCUCCUCUGUCUUCACCAGCAGUGGAUACCAAGGUGAGUCAACUCUGACUGACGCCAUGACAGCUGCCGGAAAGACUUAUGAAGAAAUAGCGCAGAUGGUUGCAGAACAGCCCAGGAAAGACCUCCACUUCCUCAUGGAAACCAACAAUGAAUAUAAGGGUCUCCUUGGAUGCUUCCCAGACACCAUUGGAGUUCACAAGGCAGCCAUAGACAAAGUGAAGGAGGGUGACAAGCUGGUAGCCGCCGGUAAAAUUAACUCUCAGGAAAAAGGCACCAUGGCUAAACGUGUCAGCGUCAUGUCUUAUGCAUUACAAGCUGAGAUGAACCACUUCCACAGCAACCGUAUCUAUGACUACAACAGGGUCAUGCAGUUGUACCUGGAGGAGCAAGUCAAGUUUUACGAGACGAUUGCUGCAAAGCUGAGACAAGCGCACAGUCAGUUCACUACUAUGUGAAACCAACCACGGGCAGUCUCGCACUACAAGACAAGAAGAGUUUAACCAGUUCAACAUCCAUACGUUUUUUUUUUGUUUUUUGUUUUUUUGUGCUUAUUCUGCAUUCUUCUCUCUCCGUUUAAUUUAAACUUUCACUUCUCCGUUUUUCUCUCUUUCUUGCCUCAUGUCUUUUACUGCUCAUGCUAAGCGCCCUGGUUCGCGGCGUUACUUUUUAUUCCGCUUCUCUUGGAAGUUUCUGUUGUUGAGCGUGUGGAAACACCUGAAAAGGCUUUGACACUAGUGGGUUUUAGAGGCAGCAGAGAACAACACACCAUUUACACUGACUUAGUUAAGAUCCGUGGGGUGUGACACAGGAAGUAGAUAUCCAAGAUGCAAUGGCCAUGUGUUGUUUCAAUGCAGCGGCCAGACCCCACGGUUUACCCUUUUUUCUGUUUUAAAGCAAUACCCUGCAGUUUGUUUAUUAAUCGUAAUCGCUUGUUAAAGAUAGUGGAGGAAAGGGUUUAUGAAUGUGGCAAAGCCAUUGUCUCCGCAGUGAAGAACUGCCACCAAAAACCAAAGUCAUUCUCCCGACUCUUGUCAGUAGAAACAGCCCCGUAAAUGUAAAUGUUAGCCUCGGCGUCACGUUUCAAGCUUUACCGCCAAUUUCUCUGCCAGUAGUUUCUAAGAGUUUUUUUUCUCCUUCAAGUGCUGACAAUAUUCAAUAUUUCCCCGUCAUUGUCAUCAGAGGCAGAGGGAGAAUCUAAGGCAGAGUGCGGGUCCUCCGUGUUUCCACUGCUGGCAGUGCCUAAACCCCCUUUAAUCCUGCACUUCCUCAAAAGCUAACAGGAAGCCCCACCUUCUUCCUAUCGGGAACACAUGUCUUUUGAGCAAAAUACAAAUGGUUGAUAAAGUUCCAGCCCUCCCAAGGCUGCGUACACUGACGCUGCAGUUUACACUUCAAGAGAGAAAACGUGGAGUAAAGUUUUUUUUUCUUUUUUUUUUCUUGUUGUAAACAUUGAAGAACAUUAAAAGUCAGUGGAUCAGAUGAACUAACACCCUCUCCCCAGUACUAAAGGAUAUUUGUUCAACCAGACUAUGGUUUAAUAUGAAGGUGUUAUAGUAAAGAUUUGUACCGUUAGAAGAGUUGGGGAUUAUGUCACGUAUGAAGUUUUUCUUUUUUUUUUUGCUUUUCACCAUGCUGUUUUCAAUCAGUCUUUAAUCUUUUUCACAUUUUUUUUCUUACCACUUGAUACAUUAAAAUAUACAUAUAUAUAUAUAUAUAAAUAUAUAUUCUAUUGAGCCUAUAAGGUGCUUCUUGUCAUGGAGAUAUGAUUUUAUGUAUAGAAGUAUUUGCAAAAUGGUGUCACUCGAAGAAGAGCAAAGAUCCUGUUUGAUUUAUUAAACAAUGAUUUGUACUCAU